AUGAUUGCAGACCCAUUCAAGCCUGCUAAGCGGGUGGCAGGCCAGCGGCAAGAUGUUUGGAGUAUCGUGAACGAGGCGGCUCAAGCCUCGCCAGUGCAACCCAUCGUCAAUAUGGGACAAGGAUUUUUCGGUUAUAACCCACCGGAGUUCGUGUUAGAUGCUGCAAGAGAUGCUCUCAGUAAAGUAGACUGCAACCAGUACUCGCCAACCAAGGGUCGUCCACGGUUAAAGAAGGCAAUCGCAGACGCAUACUCGCCUUUCUUCGGACAUAAUAUCGAUCCGGAGAAGGAAGUGACCAUCACCACUGGAGCCAACGAAGGCAUGCUAUCCGCUUUCAUGGGCUUCCUCGAGCAAGGGGACGAAGUCAUCGUCUUUGAGCCCUUCUUUGAUCAGUACAUCAGCAACAUCGAGAUGCCUGGUGGUAAGGUGGUAUAUGUCCCUUUGCACCCGCCCAAAGAUGGCGCAAUGAAGACCACGUCCGCCGGAGAUUGGACGCUUAACAUGAAGGAGCUUGAGGCUGCAAUCACUGACCGCACUCGCAUGAUCGUAAUCAACAGCCCGCAUAACCCUAUCGGCAAGGUCUUCACCAAGAGCGAGCUGCAGGCGAUUGGCGACCUGUGCGUCAAGCACAACAUUAUCAUUCUCUCCGACGAAGUAUAUGAUCGGCUAUAUUACGUUCCCUUCACUCGCGUAGCCACACUGUCCCCCGAGGUGGCCAAACUCACCCUUACCGUCGGUAGUGGAGGGAAGAACUUCUACUGCACAGGGUGGCGUGUAGGCUGGCUUAUUGGACCCGAGCAUCUCAUCAAGUACGUCAGCGCUGCUCAUACCCGGAUAUGCUACAGUUCCGUUUCCCCUCUACAAGAAGCCACAGCCGUUGCAUUCGAGCAAGCCGACGCUCACGACUUCUGGGAGCAGUCCAAGGCUGAGAUGAAAGGCAAGAUGGAUCGCUUCAACCAGAUAUGGGACGAAUUAGGCUUACCGUACUCUGAUCCUCAAGGCGGCUAUUUCGUGCUUGUUAACCUUGCAAAAGUCAGGUUACCGGAGGACUAUAACUUCCCACCCCACGUAGCAAACAGGCCAAGAGACUUCAAGCUGAGCUGGUUUUGUAUCAAGGAGCUGGGCGUCGCGGCCAUCCCGCCGACUGAGUUCUUCACAGAUGCAAACGCACACAUUGUGGAGGACUGGCUACGGUUUGCGGUUUGCAAGGACGACGAGGUUCUGGAACGCGCGAAGGAGAGGCUGAGGGGUUUGAAGAAGUACAUCCAAUGA
Baudoinia panamericana UAMH 10762 is the source of this 1272-nucleotide messenger RNA. RefSeq lists its product as uncharacterized. Gene Ontology annotation, cellular component: mitochondrion; cytoplasm. The transcript is spliced from 2 exons. NCBI's taxonomy places the organism in Eukaryota, Fungi, Ascomycota, Dothideomycetes, Mycosphaerellales, Teratosphaeriaceae. Gene Ontology annotation, molecular function: pyridoxal phosphate binding; L-kynurenine:2-oxoglutarate transaminase activity. Gene Ontology annotation, biological process: biosynthetic process. The record is from RefSeq and is a predicted model, not a curated record. The coding region runs from base 1 to 1272 and encodes 423 amino acids.